CUCGUUCGUUCGGUAGCAAACGGAUCGAAGAGAAAAAUCAUCACACACUCUUUACUCUUUACGCCGCGACUUCACAAACACACUCAUCGCACACUGGUUUACCUCAACAGACGAUCUCAGUUUCUUAUCCCAGGACCAUGAACACAUCAGAGGGCAAUUCCUAGUGAAGCUAUAUUUACGUAUUUUCUAACAGCACACUGAUUUUGUUAGCUGAUGGUAGGUACCCUAUUACUAAUUACCCAUUAGUUUUCCAAGAAUAGGUGUUCUUUCCCCUUUCAAUUUGAACUCGCUUAGUUUAGUUAGUAGUAGGCUAAAUUACCGUGCAGUUAGUAUGAUUAUGUCAAUUAUGAUGCUUGCAGCAAGUACGGUCUAGAAAAGGCUAGGAGAAAACCAAAACAGCUUUGGAUACGUUGAUUUCAAUCUGUGCAUUGUAGUUUUAGUAGACUUAUUUAUUGAAUUAUUAUUUUUGUCUAAAUAAAUAUUGAUUUAUGGUGACAAUUCUUGACUCAUCCUAAUAGUUCCAGUAGGGGGGGGGGGGGGGGGGGGGGGGGGGGGGGGGGGAGUAUGAUCUUAUUUUCUAAUUUAAAAAGUUACAGUUAUAAAGUUAAAGACAUACGUACGUUCAUUUAAAUGCCUUUAAUAAAUCCAAUUCCAUUUGAUCAUAUCUCCAAAACCAAUGCACUCAUUUCUGCCUGUCAACCCCAUUCAUUUAAAACCCCACUUAGACCCCCACUCAUUUACAAUGAGAUGGCUUUCAAGCGGAAGCGUGUGAUAGGUUCAGAUAAAUUAAGCUUAAGACCUACUGCUCUAAAUUGUUCAAAGUUCAAAUCAGAGCCACACUUUCCAGUUCCAAUCCGGCUUUUCUAAAUGGCAGUCAGUUGACAGUUUGUUGUAAUUAUUUUUGUUCCUUUGCAAAAGUGCAAAAUUUAUGCAACUUUUUGCUGCAAUUUUGAAACCCAAAUAUAAAUGACUAUAUCAUUAUGUAAAUUUAUUUAAUUUUGAGCAACAAUGAUUUUAUUAAGCAAACAAACAAAAUGAUCUGAAUAAAAUAACCAACUUGUUAAGUUAUGUUCAGAAGGAUAUGUAAAAAUGUUGGUUGUUCUUCAACCUUUAACAUGGAAAACAGUAAAAUCUGGGUGAUUGGUAAAGCUCUACUAAAAUCCUCUGUGAACUGAAUCUCAUUUAGUCUCAAAUGUUCUUUAUGUUGGGAUUUCUUAAUUUGUUUUCCAAAAGAACUUCUCUUUUAAAAAAAAACUAAAACAAAAGUUAUUAUGACAAAAUUGAAAUAUUUUCUUUAUAAUUUAAAAAAAAACGACAGAUUUUUAUUAUGUUUCAGCCAAAUUAUGAUGGAUGUAGACUGGUUGCCACCAUGACUUUAUGUGAACUCUUAGUACUUUUGAUGGCAUCAUCAAUAACAAUUUACUCAGUGCCUUGUCAAGGUAAGGAAGUUAGUUAUUGAAAGUCUAUUUGCAUACUUCACUAGUCUAAGAAAUGUAUGACAUUAUAAUGCCAUUUGAUAAAGGUUUAGGCCUAUUACUAUUAACCAAAAGGAUUGGUUUAUAAUUGCUUUAUUAUUUCACUAUCAAAAUAACUAUAAGAAAGGAGCAACACGUUUCCUUUUGGGGCAUUCAAAUGAAUUUUAUGAGGUGGUACAUAAAUAUUACUCCAGAGUUAUUCUCCUUGUUUUACUAGCUAUCAUUAUUUUAUCCGGGAUGGUAUUCCAUGCAAGGAACAUAACACUGACAUUUCUUGUUAUGGUGGGUUUAAAACAACUACUUCAAUCUCACCAGCUUCUAUGCUUGUAAUAUAAUGUUGCUGCUCUUAAACUGGUCAAAAUCUCAAAUUAGUAUCUCGCUUAUAACAAUGAUUCAAAUCUAGGAGAGGGCUGGAAUGGUGGCUAUUACUGAUGGCCUUAAACCCUCCCACAUCAUCAUAGUUAAAAAGUAAGCAGUGUGAACAGACUGUACAUUGGAAUAUAUUUAUGUAGUACAGUCACGAACUAAUUUUUUAAAUUCUGUGUGCAAAGCAAGUUCUCAGAGUGCAACAUUUUAGGAAUGUGCUUAACACAAUCAAAGAAAAUCUACAGAUUGUUGGCAUCCGAAAUGAAUAUUACUUCAUGACUCGAUUUGAAAUAGUUUGAAAAUUUUAAAGACUGUUUUCUAAACCAAGGAAAAAAAUUUGUGAUAAGGACUGAUAUCAAAUUUGUUUGUUUCAAAUUCUACCCGUGUUUCCAUGCUAAGAACAUACCACUGACAUUUCUUGCAAUGGUGGAUUUUAAACAACUAGUUCAGGCUCACCAGCUUCUCUGGUUGAAGUCAGGCUGACCAGCUUCUCUGGUUGAAGUCUAAAGCUGCUGCUCUGAAACUGGUCCAAAUAACAAUGGUCCCCGUUGAGGUUACCUGUAUGAUAUUAUAUCAAAGGACAGGUAUGCAUAAAUAUUUAAAUGUUCUUUUCUUUCCUAAAACUGCUUCUAGUUUUCUAAAUGAUCUUUAUAUCUAAAUCUACCAUUACGUCAUUCAGCGGACCAACUAACUAAUACAUAUGUUCUGGUGAGGGUCUGAGAUUACGCUCUUAUGACCCCGGCUAGUAUAUUGGCUACCAACUCCAUCUGCUGAGCAGAGCCAUACAUUUUCCUCAGGUAGGGCUCUCCAACCUCCCUGGCUUCCCCCUGAACAUCUUGUGAGGGGCAUUCAGUUGACAGGUGCGCUAGUGUUUCUGGGUGGUGGCUGAAAUGCCGGCAGGUAGGGUCCCCGUUGUUAUCUAACUUCCAGAAGUAUGUGCCAAUGAGGCAGUGCUCUGUGGGCAUCUGAGUCACUAGACUCUGCUUUCUACGGCCCAACCCUCACCAUGGGUCUUGUCUGUUAGGAGUGGGCAAGUUUGAAAAUACGCCUCUUGUGGACGUGUUGUCUGCCCAUUGCAUGUACCAUUUCAUCUUGAAGUGGUCUGCCAGCCAGUUCUUAAUUUCCAAAUAAGUUAUUGGUACUUCUGGCUGAGGCUGGGCAGCCCUGGUUUUUGCCAGUGUGUCCGCUUUCUCAUUGCCACUGAUGUUGAAAUGCGCUGGGAUCCAUUGCACUGUUACCUUGCCUCCUAGUUCUGCGGACCAACUAGAUGAGUAGUGUCAAUAAGGGGGAGUGGGGAUAGCAGACAGGAAUGGGUGACACCCGCACAGAAGAGUAACAUUAUAUAGACAAUUUGCAAAUUUGACAUAGUUUGCUUGAGUUAGUUUCAUAAUAACAGAACUCAGCGAAAUACAAAAAGUGGGUCCAACCAGAACAGGGUGUCAUCAGAUCAGGGCUCUACCUAGAGUAAGUUGCAAAUAGAACAGUGUAUUAAAAGAUUAUGUUUUGCACCAGUACAUGUUGUCACCUGAAGGAAGUUUCACCAGAGCAGGUUAUCACCAGAACAGGGUGUCACCAGAUCACUGUGUCACCAUAGCUGGAGACCACUGAACCAGGUUGCCACCAGAUCACAGUAGCAUCAUAGCUGGAGACCACUAAACCAGAUUGCCACCAGAUCAUGGUGGCAUCAUAGAUGGAGACCACUAAACCAGAUUGCCACCAGAUUAUGGUGGCACCAUAACUGGAGACCACUAAACCAGGUUGCCACCAGAUCAUGGUGGCACCAUAACUGGAGACCACUAAACCAGGUUGUCAUCAGAUCAUGGUGGCAUCAUAGAUGGAGACCACUAAACCAGGUUGCCACCAGAUCAUGGUGACACCAUAACUGGAGACCAUUAAACCAGGUUGCCAUUAGAUCAUGGUGGCACCAUAACUGGAGACCACUAAACCAGGUUGCCACCAGAUCAUGGUGGCACCAUAACUGGAGACCAUUAAACCAGGUUGCCAUUAGAUCAUGGUGGCACCAUAACUGGAGACCACUAAACCAGGUUGCCAUCAGAAUACUGUGUCACCAUAACUGGAGACCACUAAACCAGGUUGCCACCAGAUCAUGGUGUCAUGGUUGCAUCAUAGCUGGAGAUGACUUAACCAGGUUGCCAUCAGAUCACGGCGGCACCAUAACUGGAGGCCACUAAACCAGGUUGCUACCAGAUGACGAUGGCAUCAUAGCUGGCAACGACUUAACCAGGUAGCCACCAGAUCACGACGGCACCAUAACUGGAGACUACUAAACCAGGUUGCCAUCAGAUCAUGGUGGCACCAUAACUGGAGACCACUAAACCAGGUUGCCAUUAGAUCAUGGUGGCAUCAUAGCUGAGAUCAAUUAACCAGGUUGCCACCAGAUCAUGGUGGCAUCAUAGCUGGAGACCACUAAACCAGGUUGCCACCAGAUCAUGGUGGCAUCAUAACUGGUGACCACUAAACCAGGUUGCCAUCAGAUCACGGCGGCACCAUAGCUGGAUACCACUAAACCAGGUUGCCACCAGAGAAGGCAGACUCAAAAGAGGUCUGAAAGGGUGACAUGAUAAAUUUACCACAUUGUGAUACACCAGCCCUAGUGAUGCCACCGAUCUGACUAUUUCAGACUGUUGGUCUAUAUAUAAUACAAUAGAGCUUUGAUUUUCUUAAUGCUGAUUAUCUGAAAUGCCCCUGCCUUCUUUAUUAUUAUUAUCCUACGAAAUGUUCAUGGCAUGGAGCAUAGGCGUACAAACGCGGGAAAAAUAUUCUUACCUCUAUUGCUCUAUCCAAAUAAAAUCUUAAAAAGUAUUGUACAUGCAGUAACCAGACUGGGACAUUUCAAUCUGCAAAUUUUUUAAUGAAUAAAAAGCAUAGACAAAUUGACCUCUGAUAUUAAUCUAAUCCCCGGUCAUCUAUUUUUGGAAACAUCCUCUAAAUUCAAUCCUCAUUUAUUUUUGACAUCCAUUAGCUUACCCCAAAACACAAUGUGGUGUGAUGAAGACACUGUACACCAUAGUUGUUUAGCAUUCAAAUAUAAUGUAUUAAUUAACCAAGUGGUUCUCAAACGUUUUUUGACCACCUCCCCAUUGGGACUCGUCCUCAGGGUCCCUAUAUAAAUACAUAAUUUCCAUUACCCUCAAUAAUAACACAAUUAAAUGUCGAAGUAUAACAUUGAGCAGAGUAUUUUAUUAAGUACAAAUGAAAUAUUUUACCUUUAUUAAUUAUGAAAUAAGAUGAUUAAUUCAACAAAUAUAUCAGCUCUUUACUAUAGCAUGGUUAUUAGCACCAGUUUUAAUCUCUAAUGUCUCCACUAUGUUCUUAUUUCUAUAAAUGGCCGAGUGGUCUAAAGUGAGUCAAUCCCAAACUAGUGGACUGGAGUUCAAUCCCCACCAAAGGCAAAAACAUCACCAGAAACCCAGGUGGAUGGGACUUGUUAACCUUUGAUGGCAACUCAUCUUAGAGAAGGCAAGCUCUGAAAUCAAACCUUGUAUGCAUUAUAUUACUGACAAAAUGAAAAUUUCAACAACUCUGCUGGUCAUCUACUGCAUCCUGGUUUAUUUCCAGUCAUCUUGACUAAGUUUUGCCAUCGAAUCAAAUAGGCAGGGACAAGAACGUGAUGUUGAUGAGUUGAACAACUCUCCAUCACUUCAAACAAAAUAUAGCUCAAGUCAAGGCUUCUACUUCGGUCGAAAAAAUUGCCUUAGUUAUCUUCAUGUUCAAAGGACGAAUAUCUAUAGUAAGCAAAUUUCUGUUAUUUAUUUGAACAGUGCAAAGUUGACAACAGCACUUUAACCACCUACCAACACUUCAACCACCUUCCACCAAACAAUAUUACGAAUGAAACAACCAGCUUCUUAGCCAACUUCCAGUGGGGCAGAACAGCUGUAAAAAUUCUCCUGUUUAAGUCAAAAUACUUGGUGCUAAUUCAUAAAAGUUGGCUUCUGUUCAAUAUAAUUUUUUGGAUCAGCCUCCAGCUCACCAACUGCCAAAAUUAUAAAACAGAUUCAUCACACAAAAUCUGAUUGAAAUCAACAUACAGUGUGGGCCAAUAAAAGUGAGAACAUCUUGUAAAAUAUUACGCUACGAAAUGUUCUCACUUUUAUUGGCCCACCCUGUAUUAUCUAAUGUAGAAAAUACAAAAUUUAAAAUUGCUCCCAUUAUUUGUAAAUCAUGUUGCAUCAAACAUUUCUCUUCUUACUCAAACUGGCUAGGAAAAUAUGCCUGGAGACAAACAAUACUGUACUUAAAAGAGUAAGUUUAAAGUAAGGAAGACAGAUUUGAUUUCAAUAAGCUUGAUCACACUCUCUGGCAAAUUCCAACUUAUUUUUUAAAAUUCAGCAAAUAUUUGUGAUAAUAAUCAAUUUUGUGUUGAGAUCUGCAUUAAGUCUACAAAUCUUGCCAAAUCAUUUGUUAAAGUGAUUCCAAAAAUGUCAUGAAUCAAUGUUUGUGUCAAACUUAAUUUGAUGCCCUUAUGGCAGUAAUUUUUAGCCUACAGUUGAUUUCAAAGCUUUGUUGAUAAUUACUUGCACAAUGAAUUUUUAAGACAUUUGGUACCAUUUUCUUUUUCCAUAAUCUGUACAAACACACCGUUACUUCUAGUCAUUAAUAAUCCUCCAUCAUUUGCAUGAUAAUUUUUUUAGCGGAAUUUCUUUAAAGAUCUGUUCAAGAGCAUGAAAUAUUGACACCACUGCCUAUAAUCUGUUUCUAGAUGUCUGGCUAAUAGUUGUGCCAAGUCCAAAUUUGGUGUUAAAAAUGUACAUGAGUCAGAAGAAAGAUAAAUUAACUAAUUUUCAUCCAGUUCUGAUAAAAUGUCAAUAUUAUCUUCCAUAUUAUCAUCCAUGAUUCUAUGAACUUAAAAAUUCAGUGCUGUAUGUGAUUCUACAGAUACGGCAAUCAACAGUGCAAUGUUAUAAUUCAUGCAAGAAAUCAUUCUUUCAAUGAGAGGCAUUGCAAAACAUACUUGACAAUAUUUUCCCAAAAAUUUUAAUUUCUUUUGAAUAAACCAAUUAUUGUCAUCCCACAUUGCUUGAGAACCAUCUAAUGGUGUACAUGUAUUGUUAAUGGUUGCUUGCAUUUCUGUUUAAAAGUUACAUCUAAAGACUUUUAUCUCUUAUAAACAUUAACACACAGUCUUAUUUCAUUUCGGCUUUCAAAAAGUUUGGCAUCUUUCUUUAAAAUAUUUAAUUUUAAUUUAAUAACUGUUGUUGAUAUUAACAUCACCCCUUUUUCAAGUCCAAGUGCCCUUCAAUUAUUUCUGUCAUGCCCACCCCCGCUCACUUGGAGAACCACUGCAUUAACCUCUUUAGCACAAUCUGUUUGUGUGUUAAGUGAACCACCCCAAGCCAGUUUGUGUGUUAAGUGAACCACCCCCAAUCAGUUUGUGUGUUAAGUAAGUGAACCACCCCAAGUCAGUUUUUGUGUUAAGUAAGUGAACCACCCCAAGUCAGUUUUUGUGUUAAGUAAGUGAACCACCCCAAGUCAGUUUGUGUGUUAAGUGAACCACCCCCAAUCAGUUUGUGUUAAGUAAGUGAACCACCCCAAGUCAGUUUUUGUGUUAAGUGAACCACCCCCAAUCACAAGUAAUUCCAAUGAUCAACACUUAUACUUAUAUAUUAUAAACAUCUUAAAAAUACAUAUAGCUGCAGUUAAUAUUUAAAUUGUGGAAAUAAUAAUAAAUAUUUGUUGUAUCAUAAUUAAUCAGUUGAAAGUUAUUCUAUUUUGUUUCUUUCAGCAGCACAGAAGUGUAAUUAUACAUUCAGUUAUUUGAAUGGUGCUGUAGGAAACUUCAGUAGUCCAGGGUUUCCAGAUUACUAUCCAUCACUGCUGAGGUGCACAUACUUGUUUGAUGCUGCCAAAAAUGGUGGGGUGGAAAUUAAGUUUGACGCCUUUGAGCUGGAAGAUGGGAAAGAGGGUGAACAAAUGUAAGUCAAAUUUUCUCUAAAUAAUGCAAACCCCAUUAGUAGGACUCUAAAGAAUAACAUUUUGUACAAGAUAGAGUAAUAUAUAGGUAGCUUCAAUUGGAUUGAAACAAAAAUAUAUAACAUUUAUACUUUCUUUUAUUCAAACAAAUUUAAAUGAAAUUUUGAUUACAUAAAGACUUGCCAGUUUAUUUAAAUCUAAAUAAAAAUGUUUUGCUUUAUUUUAUUUUUUUUAAAAGCAGAAAUAUUUUCAAAUGUACAAAAUGCACAUAAUCUCAUGAUAGUAAAUCAUAUUGCAUAUGCUAUCGGAACUUCAGUUACCUAAUGAGAAUAAAUCAUAUUGCCUAUGCUAUUGGAAAUUCACUUGUAACUACUUAAAAUAAUGAUUUAUUGACUAAAGAAAGAACAAGGUCUGAAGCAAUUCAUUUGCAUUUUCUACUAUAAUUUUUGCAUGAAAAUAAAACCUUGCAACUAUUGUCAAUAUUUGUCAGUUGCAGAUACGACUAUAUUGAUGUCUACACCAUGGAUUCUCAAGGAUUUAAAACAUUACUAAAUAAAUUUUGUGGUCGUAAGAUUCCCCAGACUAUAAUUUCCCCCCAGUCAAAGUUGGAAAUUGUUUUUGUCACUGAUCACUGGCAAAACUCUGCCACAGGGUUUAGCGGAAGAUAUCGCUUUCUCGGAGAAGGUAAAUCUCAGGUGUUGUUUUCAUUUUGUGAAUGUAGUCAAGUGGGGUUGAAAUUUUGAUUCAAUUUGUCUGAAAUGUUGCUUUAAUUCUGGACAUACAUUUUUGAAAACUCUUAUGUAGUUUCAGUUCUGUUUCUGCUCUGCAUUUCAGAUUGGCAACCAUUUGACCAUAAAGCAAAUAGGUGUGGCAAUGACAACUUGUCGGGAGUUGCUGGAUUCAUCCAAUCUCCAAACUACCCAAGAAAAUAUCCACCUAAUGUUAACUGUUCUUGGGUCAUUAAUGUGCCUGAAAACCAACAGAUUCUGCUACGAUUGUUGGACUUGGAUAUAAGCCAUGGCCGUAAGAUUUAUAAAUAUACUUGUGGUCAUAUUUUAAAUUGGCGUUUAGAUUCUAUUUACUAAAGAACGCAAAGCCGUAAAGGGAUAUCAAGUUACACCGAAUGUUUAUGGUUUAUACAAGUUUUAGUCUAAUGUUAUUAUUAAGGGAUUAUCAAGCCCCUAUAAACACGAGAGAGAGCUCCAAGUUUUACUAACUUUUGUUAGCCUAUUAUUUUAUUAUUUUUUAAAUACAGUAAAAGAUUGUAAUUCCUUUUUUUCUCUUAGCCCACUGCACCGACGCCAAGCUACAACUUUAUAAUGGCUAUGCCACAACUAUGAGUGUAUACACACGUGAAUGGUGUGGACUAAUGUCAUCAUACGAUACAGAUGAGCUACAGUAUGUCACAUUUACCAACAGAAUGGUGGUUCGAUUUCUCUCAGGAUCCAAUAAUAACAAUCAUCAUUUUGGAUUUAAACUUCUCUGGAUGGGAAUUACACUGCCACAAGAGUCAGGUUGAUAAAUUCCUUCUUUAAAUUGUAUGUUUCUAAUUUUUGUUCUAUGGAACCCAAUUCAUCACUUUUUUCUCUCUCUAUGGGCUGCCCCUUCAGUUGAUACCACCUUUCUUCUGUUCUUUCCACAUAUUUUUCCAGAGUAACAUUCUGGAUGCUCCAUAGCCAACUUUUUCUUGUGUCUCUGGGACUCCCAGACGGAAUAUUAACCCUAUAACUGUCAAGAACAUUAUUCUAUGGUAGCGUCAAACCAUUUUUAGCAAUUUCAUUUUCUUGUCGAAAAUGACAAAAAUCCCAGGAUAAAUGAAUUCAGAGACCCUUACAAAUAUACAUUUUUUGAAAGUACAUUGGACAAGGUAUCUUGCGGUGCAAAAAGAAUUUGUUUAUAUAUUGUGUAUGUUGAUGUUAAGCUUGACCAUUACAAAGUGAGUUAAAUUUUAGUACUCAACUUCUGAAUUCAACCCACCCUAAAUACUCCAUAAAUUGUUCAAACUAUCAUAAAAUCAAGUUUUUGUAUACUAGACAGCAAUAAUCUUUCAGAAAAUGUCAAGUUAUAGGAACUUGUGAUAUUGGUGAAUUGUUUCAUUCACUACCUUCAAAUUUCUGUCGUACAAAAUACAAGGAGGGAAGGCAAGAAAUGAGUUCAAAAAUUCCUUCUCAAUUGAAGUUAUUAAAUCCAUUUUUUAUUUAUUAAUGCUCCAGAACAUACACAAUCAAAAAUAUCUUUGUUGCAAAUCUUUGGAAUCCAAUCUGUGUCUUUUUCUGUUCAAUUUUCACUCUUUCCCAAACGAAUUUGUCAGUAACAAUAUGACUAAGCUUAGAGAUAAACUUGUCAAUAUCUAGCUCUUAUCUCGACAUCAUUGCUAGAGCUAAUCCUGUCAUUACUAGCAUGUGAAUAUCUCUGAGUUCUUUGCUUUCAUUUUAAUAUAUUUGAAAUAAUUCCAAUAAAGAAAUUCUGUGUUAAAUUUGAAGGGGGGUGGGGGGGCUCUGACAAAUUUCACACCCGCUUAAAAUUAAUCACAAAAAUAUCCCCGAUAAAAGCACGUUAACACACUGAUAGUAACGGAAAUAGGAAGUGAACUCAUUUAUAUAGAGUAAUUUCCCUUUAAACAAUUUCAUUAAAUCAUUCCCAUUGUUAAUGACAAUGUUGCUAGCAGCCGACCGACCGAUUAUAUCGGCCUUGACACCACAAAAAGGGUAUAAGGGCCGAUCAUCGGCCAUUAUGACAGUUUUAGGGUUAACAUUGACACAUCUUGACACUCCGGUAGAACUAAGUAAUCUAGUACAGCAUUACCCAACAUUUUUGAGCAUUGAAAAAUUUGGUUUUGCCCCACUAGUGGAAUAGCUUAAAAUAUAAUUCAAUCAGGCCUUCAAAUCCUAACAAUCCUUAGUAGGCUACUCAUAAUCUGCUGAAUAAGUUCUAAAGAAAGAGAUACAAAAUAAUUUUCAUCAUCAUCCUGAUCCAGCAUGUUUUCCUUAGUUGUUCCAUGUCUCCCUGUAGUGUGUUAGUGAAGUCUGGUAUUUGUGGUAUAUAAUUAAGGAGCAAGUUCUGAAGUUCUGGGCUGUGAAAGAGUCACUGUACUGUGUUACUAUCUGAGUUGGAUGUUUACAGAGGGGGUGUGUUUGUAUUCUUGAUUUAUGCAGUUAAGUGUGAGUUAAGUUGAAUGUGCCGUGUUUGGAUGUAAGAGAUUAUGACUUGUUCUCGAGUUUGGAGGCAAGUUAAAGGGCAGAACACCAACAUGCCCCCUCUGCAAACUUUAUAAUGUUAAUACUGAUACUGGAUUCUAAUGAGUUCAAAUAUAAAUAAUUUUCUUUUCAUAUGUGUAUGUCUUCUCUCAUCUUAAAAGUUUAAAUCUUAUCAGUUGACCACUACCGAUUUGCCUAGAUGACAUUUCUAUUCUGUCACAAAUGAGAAAAAUACCAAGAAAAAAAAUAUUAGGGUCAUAACAUAGAGAUUGAUUUUAACAUUAAUCAGCCAAGUUGGAGUUGGUUGACUUAGAACCAUAGAUAAACAUACUAGAUCUUUCAUAUAUAAUGAUCCCUUCGAUGAUAAGAUAAAAUUAGGCAAUUGAGAAGUAAAUAAUUGUUACGUAUUUAUUUUAGAGAUGGUCAUAACUCUUUGCUUUUGAAGUCCUAUAAAAUAAAGAUUUGACAGCAAAAUUAAAACCUGGUUAAUAAAAUAGUAUAAUGCCAGCAUUCAUUGCAAAAAAGCCUCAAGCCAAAAAAAUGUACAAAAUAAAUGAGUGAAAAUAAAAGCAUCACUUUUUUAGUCAUCUGGCCACACUUGUGGUCAUUUGUUAUUGCAUCACCCUUCGCAGUGUUAGCAGAAACGUUUAAAUUUGUGGUUUUUCUUUUAAUUCAAGCAUAACCAAUGGAUUAGUUGGAGUGUGUCAUGCCUGGGGCUGUCGUUUAUGCAUUCUGAACCAAUGGAAUAGCUGGAGUUUGUUAUGCCUGGGGCUGUCCUUAAUGCACACUGAACCAAUGGAAUAGCUGGAGUUUGUUAUGCCUGGGGCUGUCCUUAAUGCACACUGAACCAAUGGAAUAGCUGGAGUUUGUUAUGCCUGGGGCUGUCCUUAAUGCACACUGAACCAAUGGAAUAGCUGGAGUUUGUUAUGCCUGGGGCUGUCCUUAAUGCACACUGAACCAAUGGAACAGCUGGAGUUUGUCAUGCCUGGGGCUGUCCUUAAUGCACACUGAACCAAUGGAACAGCUGGAGUUUGUUAUGCCUGGGACUGUCCUUAAUGCACACUGAACCAAUGGAAUAGCUGGAGUUUGUUAUGCCUGGGGAUGUCCUUAAUAUAAGCUACAAAAAGUAUAGGAAGAGGCUGUCUCUCUCCCCCCCCCCCACCCGCCUUUUCUCCAUAUAUCAAUGAGCAUAGUCAUUCUGUUUAUAUUACAUACAUUUUUUGUAUCAUAUUGACUUAAAGGCCAGGAGCUGGAGACAUAUGGGCACAGUUGAAAUGAGGAGGGCUGUUUAUCUGUCAAGCAAAAUUUAAACCCAAAGUUUUCAAAGUUUAGAAUAGCAGAAUAAAGCUUUUAAAAUUCACAACUUUAAAUUACUUUUUAUUAUUAUCAGGAAAUACCUUUUAAACACCUGAUUAAAUCUUAUUAGAAUAAAUAAAAAAAAGGGAAAAUUAGGAAGGUGUGUGACGAGAUGUUGAACCUGGUGUGAUGUGUUCAUCUACCCAUGGCGAUGUGUUCAUCUACCCAUGGCGAUGUGUUCAUCUACCCAUGGCGAUGUGUUCAUCUACCCAUGGCGAUGUGUUCAUCUACCCAUGGCGAUGUGUUCAUCUACCCAUGGCGAUGUGUUCAUCUACCCAUGGCGAUGUGUUCAUCUACCCAUGGCGAUGUGUUCAUCUACCCAUGGCGAUGUGUUCAUCUACCCAUGGCGAUGUGUUCAUCUACCCAUGGCGAUGUGUUCAUCUACCCAUGGCGAUGUGUUCAUCUACCCAUGGCGAUGUGUUCAUCUACCCAUGGCGAUGUGUUCAUCUACCCAUGGCGAUGUGUUCAUCUACCCAUGGCGAUGGGUGUCUACUUGUUUGGGCCAAGUCUUUCACAUCAUCCCAUGAGACGGUCCAUCUGACAGCAACAGCCACUUAUACAACAAAACUAACCUAUUUGUUGCAUUAUAUGAAUUUAUUUACCAAUACAAUUCCUUAACUAUUGCUGUGAUAUAAUUUCAGACUAAUAAUCCAAUCGUUCCAGCCAAACACUGAGCAUCACACAACUCCAUACAGUCAAUAUAGUACAAACACCAUCUAUCCACCAUAACAACUAAAACUUAUUUCCCAUUACCUAAAUAUGUUGUACAAUCGAUAGAGCUACACAUGAAAUCUCUAAAUUUAACAUCUUUUACAUACCAAACAUAACAACAGUGAUCUACACAUAACAACAGUGAGUCUCAUACCUUUGGCAAUGGGAAAUACUUUAAAAUGAAAGAAAAGAGAAAAUUACCACAAGAAGCCAAAAUUUAAAUCUCAUUUAAUAAUGUAGUUUUCAUGGAAAACCAUUGCACAGGCCUGCAUUAAAGAGUUUUAUCUCAAAAAUGGCAAGAUUAGAUUACUUCAGAAUAUCUUUUUAACAAGAUUUUAGCCUCUACAGUUUUCAUACAAGAUUUAUUUUCUUUUAAUAUUUACAUUUGCAUAUUGUUUUUUGUAUUCUUUAGGGGAAUGUACUAACUUCAGAUGUGAAGGUGGUCAGUAUUGUCACAAUGGCUUACCUUGUGUGAAUUUGCCUAAAUAUUGUAUAUCGCGCCAACUGGUGUGUGAUGGCAUCAGAAACUGUGGACCUUUUGAUGACAGUGAUGAGCGGAGAUGUAAGUUUGUUGUAUUGAAUCAGGGGCGUAGCUAAGGGAUGGCAGAGGGGACAGAUGUCCCUGGGCGUCAGACUAGUUAGGGGCGUCAAAAUGUGCUUUGAUAUUAUUUUAUUGAUGAAAAUAAUGGGUUUGAGAGUUGAAAAAAGAAAGUGAGGCGCUUUAAAAUGAAUCUUGUCCCCGGUGCCAAACACUAUAGCUACGCCUCUGAAUUGAAUGUGAAGCCACCUUGACACCAAACACUAUAGCUACGCCUCUGAAUUGAAUGUGAAGCCACCUUGACACCAAACACUAUAGCUACGCCUCUGAAUUGAAUGUGAAGCCACCUUGACACCAAACACUAUAGCUACGCCUCUGAGACACCAAACACUAUAGCUACGCCUCUGAAUUGAAUGUGAAGCCACCUUGACACCAAACACUAUAGCUACGCCUCUGAAUUGAAUGUGAAGCCACCUUGACACCAAACACUAUAGCUACGCCUCUGAAUUGAAUGUGAAGCCACCUUGACACCAAACACUCUAGCUAUGCCUCUGAAUUGAAUGUGAAGCCACCUUGACACCAAACACUCUAGCUACGCCUCUGUAUUGAAUAUUAAGCCACCUUCACACUGGAUUUUGUUCAGCCUUAAAUCUCAGUGAAAAAUGCAUUUUGAGAAUCAUCGGCUUUUUGUUGAUGAUUACAAUCUCUAGAAACUGGUGAUUGACACAGAUAUCCUACGUAGGUGUUCAGUGAUGACACAGAUAUCCUACGUAGGUGUUCAGUGAGCAGUAACAACUCUGGAUUCUUUUUAUGAUGCAGAGCUUUUGUUUAGAUUUACAUUCUAGGUCAGCAAUCAGCAUAGGGUUGUCAGAUGCACAAAUGGAAAAGAAGGACAUUUCAUUUGGAAAAGGUUGGGAAAAGAAGGACAUUACAUUUUGAAAAGGUUGGAAAAGGAGGACAUUACAUUUGGAAAAGGAGGACAUUUUAUUUUGAAAGGAAGCCAUUUCAAAAUGAAACCAAAUUUAAGAUAUAAAUAUUUAUUCUAAAAUAAACAAAAUUAGAUAUUUGAACAUACCUUUGGCAGUAAUUAGGCAUUUAAAUUAGUUCUCAAAGAUGGUUAUUUAUUUUUUUAAAAUUUCUUUGUUUCUUAAGAGGUAACUGUAAAAAUCCAAGAUAUUUAUAUUCUUGAAAUUGUACCGUGUUGGUGUAACCCAGCUAAAAAUCUCAGUGGCAAAUCUGCAAUGUGAACACAUCUUUUAUACCAAUAAAUCUCAGUGACAACUCUGCAGUUUGAACACAUCUUUAUACCAUAAAUCUCAGUGACAAAUCUGCAAUGUGAACAUUUCUAUAUAUUAACAAAUCUCAUUUACAAAUUUGCAAUGUGAACAUAUCUAUAUACCAAUAAAUGUCAGUUACAAAUCUGCAAUGUGAACAUAUCUUUAUACCAAUAAAGAUUAGUGACAAAUCUGAAAUGUGAACACAUCUUUAUACCAAUAAAUCUCAGUUCAUCACUUCUGUUUUAUUCUGCAAAGAAAUAGUCCUUAUGAACUGAUAGAACUAUAAGUGAUAAGCAUGAUUAAUAAACAAAAAUUUAAUCAUUUUUUAUGUGAAUUGUGCUAUUAAAUUACCAUUGGCAGAAAUUUUAAUGUUAACCUAUUUUUUUAACCCAUUACGGCUGAGUGCACAAUAAAUGAACCACACAGGACCAGCCAAUGUUCCUAUAAACUCAAGCUUUAACUUUAACCAACAAGUAAUAUUUGGACCAAACCUCUCACACAAAGCUAUGUCUUACCACUGAUCAUUUAAAAAAAAUUUCAAUGAAGGCGCUGGUCCUACUUUUUAUACCCGUUUAAAUUGUAUUACCACCUUAAAUUUAAAUAUUUUCUGUUACUUGAUCUACCUCUUUAUCUUCCAUCCACUCUGAAAAUACAUUAAUUUCACCACCUAUUCUCUUACCAUCACAACUUGAUGUAAAUGUCUUUAUUAAACUUCUUUACUAAUUCCUUUAACCGAAUGUAAACACCCCUCCCCCCUCAAAAAAUUUUUUUUUUUACUUAUGCUGAUAAAUCCCCUUUCUUUAUGGUGCAGGCUUGAACCAACCUGUCUGACAUAAAUUAUUACUCUUAACUUACUUUUAUCUGAUGCUAAUGUUGCUGUAAUAUGCAUUCAAGGUAUGAAGGAGAUCCUGAUUAUUACAGCCUGCAUUGCUGUGCCAAGUGUAAUUCUUCUAAUGACAGUUGGAACAAUUGUAUAUUGCUACAAGAGCAGACAUGUGAAAAAGUCAACAUCAGAAGAUCAGCAAUUAACACAUAGUCAAAGCCAGGUAAACGAAAUCAAAAUAUUUUAACGUUAUUUCAAAAUGUAUUUUAUUUUUAAGCUGUUCUCCAUAGUUAAACCUGCAUUUCCCUAAACUGUUCAAAAGUUUAUUACCAUUAUAAGUUUUUACGCAUGUUACCUUGUUAUUUUAGUUAUAAUAUAAGCUAGGCAGUGAAGUACCAAAGAAUUGGUGUUGCGCGAGGCAGGCCAAGAUUUUUGCCACCUCCCUCCCAUGAAAAGAAAACUGCGGUUGGCAAAAAAUGCCGCCCCUUAAUAUAAAAAAAGUGCCACCCAGGGCAUACCACCCCCACCCCACCCCCUUAUGACAUCACUGGAACUAGGGCUUUAAAAAAUACCUUCUCACACGACCAGAUCUAGGACUGUAUAAAAUAACUUCUUACAUGACUGGGGCUAGGGCUUUUUAAAGUACUUUCUUACUAAUCUUACACCACCAGCUCUAGGACUUUAUAAAAUAACUCCUUACAUCGCUGGGGCUAGGGCUUUAUAAAAUAACAUCUUACACUACUGGAACUAGGUUUUUUUCCAUUCUAUAACUUAAAGUUAGGUUUUAUCUAUUUUUUUUUAAAAGCCUAGCAUUAAUUGCCUGGUUUACUCACAGUAAAAGAGCUGUACUUUGCUUAAAAAAAACAUCUAUUCCAUGAUCCAAGAUUUUGACAUUCACAGCCAUCACACUUGAGCUUGUUAUUAUUGAUGCUUAACAGGGUACCACAUCAAGAGAAUCAUUCAAUCGUCAAAUGAUUUUACACACCAGUUUUAUUGAUGGUGCUAGUGCAGUAUUCAAUGAUCAAACCCUACUUCCUGACUUUAAUGACUUGGGCCAAAUUGUAAGGAUUGCAGUUUUAUAUAUAUUUAAUUAUUUAUACUUAUGAAUUGAUAUUAUUUGAUAAGGUACUUUUUUUUUUUUUUUUUUUUUUUAUUUUUUUUUUCAGUUUUUUUUUUUUUUUUUUAAUUAUUUUUUUUUUUUUUUUUUUUUAAAUUCUCAUACAGGUUUUAUAUUUAUCAUUUAAAUGAUAUUUUUUUAAAUGGUGAAAGAGAUAUUUUAGAUCCAUCAGCUGAGGCUCAGUCCAAAUUGGGGCUGUUGUUUUAUACAGUUUUUAAAAUAGCAAUGCUUACAUUUUUCCUGAUAGAAGUGUUACCUUGCCUCAUCAUUGAAUAUUACCAAAUUACUGUUAAUACAAGGAAUUGGAGUGUUAAAUGCAAUGUUUAUGAAACGUUUAAAGUAAAAUCAAAUUGUCAUUUUCUUCCAGGUUGAAGAAUAAGAUCUCUCUUUUUUAAUUUAAAAAAAAAACGUAUAUAUUUGUGCUUUUUUUUUUCCUAAAGGAACCAAACUAUACAAGCCAUAUUUAUUCAGAUGAGUCUUCCAGAAGUCUACAAACUCAUAAAAAGAGGCCUUCAUACCAUAUGAUGCAGCAGAGCUAUGAAGAUGGGAACCUCAUUAUGGCACAGAGUUGAAAAUAAAUUAAGUCGUUUUACAUAUUACAUCAUUUUCAAAUCUAACAUUGCAUAUAAUAUCCUUUUCACGGCUAACAAUACAUUACAUACUUGUAUUACAUUUACAUCCUUAGCAUAGCCAACAUUACACAUGACACCUUUUUCUCAAAUAACAUUACAUAUGACUUAUUUGCAGUUAGUAUUACAUAUGAUAUCCUUUCCAUAACUUAAAAAACCAAAUAAUGCCCUUCUACUUGUAUAUUUCAAGCCUAAGUGUAGCCCCCAACCCCAUGCUCCCCAGUAGCAGGCUAGGAUGUAGCAAAGGUAUAUAUUGCCCACUAGAGCAUACUUUAUACAUGGGGAGCUAAUAAAAAUUGUUUGCUUGUUACAGGCUCCUCUAAAAUCUGUGCUAGAUCCCCUUACAAUAAAAUUUUACUUUUUUUUUUUUAGAGGAUCCAUAUAAAAUUAGAUGUAAUGUUAUCCAUUUAUUGUGGCUAAUUUUUAAUAUUCCUAACAGCAUAACUAAAAAGAUAUAUAAAUCAAAAUGUGUUGCAAUGUUUUUAAUGUUAAAUUUAUGUCAUGUCAUAAACCUUGUGGAAACCAUAUUCAUUUUAAAGCAUUUUUAUGUGUUGUACCUGGUGGGAGAAAGUACCAAUACAGAGUUAGAAGCAUGGUUGUAGGCAGUUACUGGCCAAAUUAUAAAUUGGCUAAUUAAUUUUGCAUUAAUGUUAGCAUAAUAAAUUAUUUUGGAAUUUUUUAAAAUCAACUUAUGUGAGAUGUAUCGCUUGUCCAGCUUUGCUUGAACUUUAAUAUACCAAAGCAAUCUUCAAGAUGCUGGUUUACGGAAGAAAGGGAGCUAUCUUACUAGUUGAGUAUUAAGGGAACAACCACUUGCAUUUGCUAAAUUCUUCUGAGGCUUAAAAAAUGUAUCGUUCAUUUUUACACCUUAUUUUUUAAAAAAGGUUUUUGGCAUUCCACCAAGAUGAUUUCAUGUUUCAAUACAUUUUCUUUACUGCAUUAGUCCUACAUAUUUUUUGUAAACAUGUUAAUUAAAAAUAAUUGUACCUAUUGCAGUGACAUGCUCUAAGAGCCACAUAUGCCUUACUAAUAAUGCUGUACGGUAGUGACUGAAAAUGCAUUGAAAUCGAGAAAUUCACGUUGAAAUUGGUUGAAACAUUUUCCUAAAAAUAUAUAUAGUAAAGGGGGCCAUGAAGUACACAGGCUAGUGAUGUUAGUUGGCCACUAAUUUUUUAUGAUAAUGCAAACAAACUGGGCAGAUAUAGACUUAAGCCUUUCUUGAAAAGUGUUAACAGCAGUGUCCUAAAAUGUAGACUUUUGGAUUUAUCUUCUAUUAUACCGUGCUUUAUGCAAUAAUAUAACACUUUCUUGGUUAAGUCACCCACUGACAAUCUAACCUGAAUAAUGUAAAUAACUCAAAACUUCUCUGGAAUUUCCUCAAGCUAUUUUUAACUAAGGUCCUGCUGAAAGAUGAUAACAUUGAUCAAAAUUAUUGAAGAGAAAUCAAUUUAAUUAUGAAAAGAAAUCAUUGAAAUUGCUCUCUGUAUUUGUAUUUCAAAUCUUGAACUUGAAGCUUUGCAUUUAUUACUAUCAUACUUUUGUGAAAAUAAGUAAUUGAUUUUAUUGAUCAUUUGACUCUUCCAUCACCACAAUUAUACUUGUUAUAUUUGUAUGGAAACAUUCCAUUGGACAAUGGACAUGUUUAAUAAGCAAUUUUUGUUUUUAAAAAAAUGUUUGAACUUCUCUGCAUAUAAUGUAGCAGUGGAAUAAGUGAAGUACCAAAGCAGUUGAUAAUAAUGACAAAGCAGAGAAUAUGUUGGUGGAUUAUACAAAUGAUACAUUUACUUGGUGCAUAUGUACAGAGCUGCUGCUAAAUUAUGCCAGUUAAACUGAUACAAAUGGCCUAAAACCACAGAGAGACCCAGAGUGUAGUGUCUGUGUGAGAGAAACUAGAAUAAUGGUUAGAAAAUUUAGAGGAGGCACCCAAAAAAAAAAAUCAUUAUUUUUUGGCAGUAUGUUAGAAUCUAACCUUGUUUAGGAAAAAAAAAUUAUGUGACAAUGGCCUGGCAUAUGCAUAGAGUUCCAUGUGCAAUUUUUGUACCUAUUCAGUUGUAACAAUAUUAGUAUGACUUGUAUUAAAGUACAAGUGACAUUACAGUUAGAUGUCAAGUAACAUUACAGUUAGAUGUCAGUUCUAUGCACCAUAAAUGUUUGUAUUUGGAGGUUAAAACUAGGGCUCCCUAGGCAGCACUUAUUGAAAGUAAUGCACAAUUGUUGUCUUUAUUUAUAGCUUAGCCAUGGCAGCUUUUCCUGGUCAGUGUAUCUACCAGUAUCAAUAACUAACUACAUAAAAUAGCCGUUUCAUUAGUACUAAAAAGACAUGUUCAUUUCAAUGUGUCAUGUGUGUUCUGUUAAGUCACAAGUGGAUUCAAAUCGUUUAAAACAGAUUGAUUUGAAAACACCCCAUACCUGUUUCAAACUCUCCCCAUUAUGAUCAUCAGAAAUGUCUUAAGUAGCCGGGACCAGAACUAUACAAUGAAGUAUAAUUAUGAGGUAUUUUGCCAUUUUGUGAGAUGAAGCAUUUUUCUACUAGAUCUAUACAUAUUUGUGGACCAUUGAGUGUGUAUAAGUGUAUUCAGUUAUUUCAUCAGCCAUGCACUAAUCAUUAAAUUAAAUGAAGGACUAAACCAUAUUACAUCCAGUGAUUAUUGGUGCAAAAAUGGUUGCUGUAUUAAACACAUUAAUUUACUUGUUUUUAUCAACCUUUUCUUGACUGCUGUAAAUUUUUUAAAAAUGUAAAAUUAUUUAAAUAAAUGUUUCCUGUAACAUGUUGGACUACACUGGUAAGGUUUGUAUUUUCAUAAAGGAUUUUUAUUAGUUAAUACAUUAUGAUUUGAAUUUGAAACUUAUAUGGUCAUAGAAUUAUUAUAUUUUUUAAAAAAAACUAGUUGAAAUUAUUUAGGCAUAGAUACUAACAUCUUGAAGUUUGUAUGUUCAUUAGCAAAGACUGAAACGUUUAACAAACAAUAUGCAUCAACACUUCCUUUUAUUCUCAUUUUCAAAGUGAAAACUAAUUAUAGAAGUUCUAUGAAAACUCCAAAAAGUUCAUCUCAAGUAAAAGGGUUUAAAUAUGUUUUUAAUUUUAAGAAAACAUUUAGUUGUCAACAAUGCUUAGGUCCAUAUAGCAACAGCUGUUCUGUUUCAAAGUUUCAAAUAUUUUUAACAUUGACUAUAUUUAACUUUGAACACAUAAACUCAACAUAACGUAAAUAACUCUUCAGUUAUUUAAAAUUGUGAAAGAAACUAUAUUACUUUCUAACUGGUAUUAGUGUGUGACAUUCACAUAUUACAAUGAUAUUAACCCCUGCUUGUCCUUUUAUGUGGAUGAGAAAGUGAAAGUUCCUUUUUAAUACUGUAAAAUUUGAUUAUUUCUAGAGUGUAAAUCAUUGUUUAUUAAAUUAAAUAAUAAAAAUUAA
Messenger RNA from Lymnaea stagnalis (great pond snail), 20839 nucleotides. The record is from the annotation of a GenBank genome assembly. Lineage: Eukaryota; Metazoa; Mollusca; Gastropoda; Lymnaeidae.